Molecule: messenger RNA, 845 nt
Organism: Lutra lutra (Eurasian river otter)
Lineage: Eukaryota; Metazoa; Chordata; Mammalia; Carnivora; Mustelidae
Gene: MRPS17
Product: mitochondrial ribosomal protein S17
Exons: 3
Coding region: 296-688 (130 amino acids)
Biological process (GO): mitochondrial translation
Cellular component (GO): ribosome; mitochondrial small ribosomal subunit
Molecular function (GO): structural constituent of ribosome
Source: RefSeq, a predicted model, not a curated record
GCGGGGACGUCCCGGCCGUCUGGGCCUUGCGCGCGAGCGCGGGGCCGGCGCCUUCAGGGACAGGCACGCCCAGCGGAAGGAACGAAAUCGGGGACGCCGCGACCGCGCACCUCAAAGCGCUGCUGUGGCGGGAGCCUGUUCUCGCUCCCGUUGAGCACGGAGAGACUGGGGCCUGGGCUAAAACGCCGGCUCCGUCAACGGUGUGAAGGUGGAAGGUUGGGGGAAGGAGACGGAACGCAAGCGUCUGAAGUGGCGAUUCCGGAAGGCCGACAAGAGAUGUGACCAAAGCCACGUGAUGUCAAUAGUUCGUUCGUCCGUCCACGCCAAGUGGAUCGUGGGGAAGGUGAUUGGAACAGCAAUGCAAAAAACAGCCAAAGUGAGAGUGACCAGGCUCGUUUUGGAUCCCUAUUUAUUAAAGUAUUUUAAUAAACGAAAAACCUACUUUGCCCACGAUGCUCUUCAGCAGUGCACAGUUGGGGAUAUCGUGCUUCUCAAAGCUCUACCUGUUCCACGAACAAAGCACGUGAAACAUGAACUGGCCGAGAUCAUUUUCAAAGUUGGACGAGUCAUAGAUCCAGUGACUGGAAAACCCUGUGCAGGAACUACCUACCUGGAAAGCCCAGUCAGCUUAGAAACCACCUGCCUACCCAAAAAUCUGGAAGAACUCAGUAGCUCUUCAGCACAGUGAAGGAGGAUUGGAAGAAGGAGCCAAAGGGAAAGAUUGAUAAGUUUGCUUUAUGGAAAAAGAAAUUUUUCUAAGUUUCAUUACAAACUGUCUAAUUUCUCUCCCAGUAUUUAUGGAAUAGUUAAAAGUAAAUGAAGUAAAGGCCGUUAAAAUUUUUCAU